UUUACAGCCGGUCAUUGUACGCUUUGUGCGUUUAAAAUGAAAAAACUUUUGCUUUUUACUUUUUUAAUAUUUAUUUUGAAAUUUUGCUUUAUUAAGGAACUAAAGGCAAUUGAUAUACGAAGAUGUUCUCCAAAUAAAUCUUUGCAAACUGCAAGUUCACGAUUGAAAAAUCAUCUUUUCUGUUCGUACGAUUCAAAUGAAAGGCCAGUUGAGAGGAAAAAAAGUAUCCAAGCAUUAUUACAAAUAACACCAAAAUUUAUGGAAUUUGAAAGUCGAACGAGUAGCUUCACUCUUCAUUUCUGGUUAAAACUGACAUGGAACGACUCUCAUCUCACAUGGAAUCCUGGAGAAUUUGAUAAAUUAGAAACAAUUUUCGUUUUAAGUGAAGACCUCUGGAAACCCGAUUUGAUGAUUGUAAAUACUGGUGAUCGUUUCGAAUUUCCUGAUACAACUUGCAUAUUAAAAAAUACUGGAAACGUUACUUGUGUAAUUCCCACAAAAAUUACUGUUUCUUGUGUCUCGGAUUUCACUUAUUGGCCGUAUGAUGAACAAAAAUGUAAAAUUCGUAGUGGUUCUAACACUUACUACAGUCAUGAGGUCGACUUCAAUUUCCUAGAGCCUCCUAUAUUAAUGGAAGAUUAUAUAGAAAAUCACGAUUGGAUCUUGAAAGGACAAGAAGCUACGAAAAUAAUUGUUAAUACUGUGACGGUAAAUUACACGGAAAUUAGAUAUGAAUUUCAUUUAAAGAGACAUUCAAGAAUGUCACAUGCAUUAUAUAUUACACCAGCAACUAUUUUCUUGAUGUUCACACUAACGGUUCUAUGGCUAGAUUCAACAUCGAUGGAACGACUGGUGCUGGCAGGUGUUAAUUUUGUUGGUCAUCUUUACUGCAUUUACGAUUUGCACUGGAUGGUACCAUUAAAUGGAUUAACUGUUCCUCACAUACUAAUUUUUUAUCGAGAUUCACUGAUUUUGGCGGCUUUUGCAUUAAUAAUGACAAUAGUAUUUCGAAAAUUCCAAAUGAUCACUGCACCUGCACCUAAAUGGAUUUCCAAUAUUGUGAGUUGUCGUCUUCUUCGAUUUUUUAUAACAAUUGAUGAUAAGUCAAAAGUUUCCUACGAAUUGGAAGAUAACGUUGAAUCCAUUCAGUCAACAACUUCUGAAACGAGCAAUGCAAAAAUAUGGUGUGAAUUUGCCAAGCUUUUAGAAUGGUUAACAUUUAUAAGUAUUUUUCUUACUUAUUUUAUCUUGUUAGUUACUCUCAUACCUUAAUAUGAAUUUUUAAACUUUAUACACAUUUCAAAGUUUUUAUAAAAUAAUUUUCUUUCUUA
Leptopilina boulardi is the source of this 1331-nucleotide messenger RNA. RefSeq names its product neuronal acetylcholine receptor subunit alpha-9-like. The coding region runs from base 37 to 1272 and encodes 411 amino acids. The transcript has 7 exons. Gene Ontology annotation, biological process: signal transduction; regulation of membrane potential; monoatomic ion transmembrane transport. NCBI's taxonomy places the organism in Eukaryota, Metazoa, Arthropoda, Insecta, Hymenoptera, Figitidae. Gene Ontology annotation, molecular function: neurotransmitter receptor activity; extracellular ligand-gated monoatomic ion channel activity; transmembrane signaling receptor activity. Gene Ontology annotation, cellular component: membrane; neuron projection; synapse. The record is from RefSeq and is a predicted model, not a curated record.